Molecule: messenger RNA, 897 nt
Organism: Perkinsus marinus ATCC 50983
Lineage: Eukaryota; Perkinsozoa; Perkinsida; Perkinsidae
Product: cathepsin B, putative
Exons: 7
Coding region: 1-897 (298 amino acids)
Cellular component (GO): lysosome
Molecular function (GO): cysteine-type endopeptidase activity
Source: RefSeq, a predicted model, not a curated record
AUGUCAGUUGAAGACCUUCCUCGAGGGUGCUCCUUCUCCGAGAGUUCCGACGAGGAGAUUCGUCUUGUCGAGUCCACUAAGCCAGUGGUAGAGAAUUUGCCGCCGGAAUUCGACGCCCGUCAAAAGUUCAACUAUUGUCGUGAUGUCAUCGGCCAUGUGAGAGAUCAAGGAAGGUGUGGUAACUGUUGGGCAGUAUGUCCCACUGAAGUCUUAAACGAUCGCCUGUGUAUCAAGUCCAGUGGCAAAAUCCAGGAGAUUCUGUCCGCUGGUUACGUCACUUCUUGCUGCAAUCCCGCACAUGGAUGCCUCCAUGCGAAGGGCUGCAAUGGUGGGAGACUUGUUGAAGCCAUGAGUUUUUUGCGAGAUCAUGGUGUCGUGACUGGUAAUGACUUCAAGCCACAGGAUCAACUGCGUGAGGCUGAUGGUUGCUGGCCGUAUCCGUUCCAGAAGUGCAAUCAUGUACCAACGGAAGGAACUGGAUACCCGAAAUGCAAGGAUGUGGUUCAGCAGCCUGUCCCUCCAUGUCGAACAACAUGCACCAACAAGGCAUAUAAGAAAAGCUUAGAGAAAGAUGUUCACCGUGCGAAAAGCUGGAGGAAAGUAUUGAAUGAUGCUCAGAGCAUCAAGCAGGAGAUAUUCGAUAAUGGCCCAGUCUUCAGCGCCUUCGAGAUGUACAAAGAUUUCAGAUAUUACAAGUCUGGAGUUUACGUGCCAACGACCAAGGAAGUCGACUGCUUACAUGUAAUCAAAAUUAUUGGUUGGGGAGCCGAUUCCGUUCGAGAAUAUUGGUUGGCGAUGAAUGCGUGGAACGAAGAGUGGGGAGAUCAUGGACUAAUAAAGAUGGCAUUUGGGAAGAAUCGUUUGGAGAACGGUACUUUCCAUAGAGCAGAUAUGUGA